Messenger RNA from Rosa rugosa (rugosa rose), 2440 nucleotides. Its product is annotated as probable disease resistance protein At5g66910. The record is from RefSeq and is a predicted model, not a curated record. Gene Ontology annotation, molecular function: ADP binding. The transcript is spliced from 7 exons. Gene Ontology annotation, biological process: defense response to fungus. The coding region runs from base 5 to 2440 and encodes 811 amino acids. Lineage: Eukaryota; Viridiplantae; Streptophyta; Magnoliopsida; Rosales; Rosaceae.
UAGCAUGUGGGGUAGCUACAAAAAGUAUAAAUACAGCUGCCAACUUCUUGAAUUGCAGAGCUCUCUGCAGACUCUGCAGUUUAUACUGCAAGGGCAACAGGCAAGGGAUGUGAAGGAGACCUUGGUUGUAGCAAAGACUGUAGAGACGGCAUUGCAACGAGUUGAUGAGAAUGUUGCGGUAUUAAAAGAAGAAGGGAUAACUGCUUUGAAGGAGAGCUUGGAUGAGGUAAGAAAUAUAGGGGCGAUGGUCCAGCGGAUUGAUAAGAAAUGUGAGGUACGGGACCAAAUAGAUUGUGAAGUACCUGAACCUCCAUUGGAUACAGUUGGAUUGUGUGCGCCUUUGACGGAAUUGAAGAUAAAGCUUCUUAAAAAUAAUAAUGUGUCAAUGCUUGUGCUAACUGCUCCUGGAGGCUGCGGCAAAACCACAUUGGCGACAAAGUUUUGUCAAGAUGAGGAAGUCAAAGAUAUAUUCAAGGACAAUAUCUUCUUCGUUACUGUUACAAAGAAGUCAACCUUCAACCUUAUUGUACAAGGACUACAUCAACGCAAGAGUAUCGACGUACCUAUGUUCCAAGAUGAAGUAACUGCUGUUAAGUGGCUGCGGAAAUUUCUAAUGGAAGAAGGACAGAACCUUGUACUGUUGGUCCUGGAUGAUGUUUGGUCUGAAUCAAAAUAUAUUCUUGAAAAAUUUGAUGAAGUGAAAAUGCCAAAUUUCAAGAUUCUGGUGACAUCAAGAUCACAGUUUCCAGAAUAUGGCUCAAUUUAUCAUCUAAAGUCAUUGAAUGAUACAGAUUCAAUGACUCUUUUCCGCCAUUCAGCAUCCCUGGGAGAUGGUCAACGGAAUAGUCUUGCUAGAGAGAUAAUAGCGCCUUGCAAGGGCUAUCCACUUGCAAUUAAAGUGGUUGGAAAAUCACUUCGCAGAAAACCGAUUGUGUUUUGGCGUAAAAGAGCAUGGGAGUGGUCUAGAGGUGAUUCUAUUAUUGAUUCUGAGACUGAAGUGCUUCGUUGCCUUAAAAGUAGCUUAGAUGCCUUGGAUGAAAAAGAAGUUGUCAUCAAAGAAUGUUUUUUAGACCUUGGUUCAUUUCCCCAAGACCAAAGAAUUCCAGCAGCUGCUCUGAUUGAUAUGUGGGCAGAGUUGUAUAAAGAGCUUGAUAAAGAUUUUCUGGCCAUUGCAAAGAUAUACGAGCUUACCACCCGAAGUUUGGCUGAUCUUGUAGUAACAAGGAAGGAGACAGUGGAGGAUGAUGAGACACUGGAGGAUGAUGACUACUACAGUGAACACUUUGUCACCCAACAUGAUAUGCUCAGACAGCUAGCUGUCUACCAAGCGAAACUAGACCCAAGUAAAAAACGACUGAUCAUAGGCAACCGUGGAGACAAUCUACCUAAGUGCUUGACUGAACAGAAGCAUCAACCGAUUAAACCUCGCCUGUUAUCUAUCUCCUCUGAUGAAACGUUCUCGACAAACUUGCACAACAUUCAACUAGCGGAUGUUGAGGUUCUAGUUUUGAAUUUCAACACAAAGAGUUAUGCUUUACCUGAAUUUGUGGAGAAAAUGGUUAAUCUGAAGGUUCUAAUAGUCACAAAUCAUGGUUUCAUACCUGCUGAAUUGAGUAAUUUUCACCUACUGGACUCUUUACCAAAUCUGAAGAGAAUCAGACUAGAGCGUGUUUCAAUUCCUUCUAACCCAAAUGCCUUCAACACUGAGGACGCUGUAGCUGAAGCUGUAGAGGCAGAAGCUGCUGAGCCCGCUCUUAAUAUGGCUGGUCAGGAACCUCUUCCCCCUGCCCCCCAAGUUACUGAAGCCGGAGGAUUGGGAAACCUUCCUGAACCAAUGCCAGAGGCAGCACCUGUCGCUGAACCUCCUGAGUUGAAGAGUUUAAAGAAGAUCUCUUUAUUCAUGUGCAGUAUUGGUGAAGCCUUCAGCAAUUGCUCCUUCCAAAUUUCAAAUGCAUUGCCAAAUUUAGAGGAACUGAAUAUUGACUAUUGCAAGGAUUUGGUCAAAUUGUCUGACGAGCUCUGCAAUCUGGUUAGCCUAAAGAAGCUCAGUAUCACCAACUGUCAUAAGCUAUCUGCCUUGCCUCAAGAGAUUGGGAAACUGGAGAAGGUAGAAGUUUUGCGGCUAAGGUCUUGUACGGAGUUGGUAAAACUUCCAUGCUCAGUUAAAGACCUAAAGAGAUUAGAUUUUCUUGACAUAUCUGAUUGCUUCGGCAUUGUGGAGUUGCCUAAAGACUUUGGUGGAAUGAGCAGUUUAAGAAAGAUCAACAUGAGACAGUGCUCUAGAUUGAAAGAGCUCCCCUUAUCAAUUUUGUUUCUUCAGAAACUAGAUGAAGUGAGAUGCGAUGAAGACACAGCAGGGCUGUGGGGACCCUUUUUAUCCGGACUUUGCAACGUAGUUGUAAGGGCAGUCAAAGAAGAAUUCACCCUAGAUUGUCUUUAA